AUGACUGCGUAUCGUGAGUUCGAAGCCCUUCAUCGCCAGGCGUUGUGGGAGUCUACUCAUGUGCUCCCGAUCAUCGUGGGUCCAAGUCGCGCGAAAGACGCUGAAUUGAGCAUCUUCUGUGAAGAAAGGCGUCGUCGGCGUUCCCGAUCGAGCCACCGGUGGAAGGCUGUACUCCGGAUUGUGCUGGAGGGGUUGGUUGGGGGUCAGUGUGACCUCGACAUCCUGUUGGACCCCUUCUUCCUGCACUUUCCAGGACGUUAA
Messenger RNA from Peronospora matthiolae, 261 nucleotides. NCBI's taxonomy places the organism in Eukaryota, Oomycota, Peronosporomycetes, Peronosporales, Peronosporaceae. The record is from the annotation of a GenBank genome assembly.